AUGACAACUCCUGAGUAUCAUGAAUGGUGGAUUAGGAGGAUUAACGAUAAUACACAUAAGUUAAAUCAGGAAAACAACCAGUCAAUAGAGGAAUCUUUGCGAGUCGUCCCUUCUGAGUUGGAAAUUAUAAGACAGGAUUUUGAAAGAAGAAAUGCGGAUUUAGAAAAGAAGAUAGAACAGAUGGAGGAGGAAAAGAUGAACUUGAGAUUAGACAUAGAUGUUCAGAAGCUCGAAACUGAUAAAUUAAGGAAAAAGAAAAACAAGGCUGAGGAGAAGUUGGGUAGUCUGAAGACGAAUUAUAAAAAGUUGCGUCUGUCAAUGAGAGCUGCCGGGCUGGGAAAAACUUCAGAACAAUGGUGGGAAGAAAUUCGAGAAGAAAAGGACAAAGCCGAUAGAUGGGAACGAAAAUUCCAAGAGAUACAAAUGCGAAACGAGGUUUUAGAAAGGAGUUUAUCAGAUAGCCAAAGAGAAAAAUGUGAAUUAAAGGAUAGGAUCAAAUACUUGAAAGCAAAUGAAAGUCGUAAUAAUGAACAGCUCCACUACUUUCAGAGUCAAGUUAGGAGCAGAGAUCAUCUUAUGGAGGAAGCUGUGGUCAAGAUUCGAGGAGUAGCUGAUCACAUACAGACUUUAGCAGUACAGACUGAGAAAAGCUCUGUGCUUAAUGUUGAAGAAGGAGACAGUGAGGGACUUGUCUAUCCUCCAGGCUUUACCCUUCAGCAAGUUGAGGUAUAUCCGUACAAAUCCUCUGUCACCAUUAAGCCUCAGCAAUUUCAGGCCGGCAUGGCAACGCCAAUGAAUUUUCAGGCUGGAUCAGGCUCUAACCCCAGAGACAACCUUGUUAAUCCUGCUGUCCCUGAUUUCGAUGAAACAACUGAAAAGGAGAAAAUGAAUGAUGAAUUGCCAAAACAGCUAGAGAAAAAGUACAAGUGGCUGGAAGAGAAAUUUAGAGCGAUAGAAUGUGCCGAGAACUAA
Gossypium raimondii (Peruvian cotton) is the source of this 972-nucleotide messenger RNA. RefSeq lists its product as uncharacterized. The transcript is spliced from 3 exons. The coding region runs from base 1 to 972 and encodes 323 amino acids. The record is from RefSeq and is a predicted model, not a curated record. NCBI's taxonomy places the organism in Eukaryota, Viridiplantae, Streptophyta, Magnoliopsida, Malvales, Malvaceae.